Oryza sativa Japonica Group (Japanese rice) is the source of this 1037-nucleotide messenger RNA. RefSeq lists its product as uncharacterized. Gene Ontology annotation, molecular function: 5S rRNA binding; structural constituent of ribosome. The record is from RefSeq and is a predicted model, not a curated record. Gene Ontology annotation, cellular component: ribosome; cytosolic large ribosomal subunit. Lineage: Eukaryota; Viridiplantae; Streptophyta; Magnoliopsida; Poales; Poaceae. Gene Ontology annotation, biological process: translation.
CCGCGAGUGAAAAAAAAAAAAAAAAAACCUUACAACCGCGACGGCCGCCGACGCAGGCAGACGGCCGCCAUGGCCAUGCUACUCCGGCGACCCCUCCGGGCCCUCACCCUCCCGCUCCUCCGCCCCCACCUCUCCACCGCCGCCGCGGCGGAGGUGUCCCCCGCGGAUCACCACCCGGACCUCCUGUCGCCGCCGUUCGGCUACCUCCCGGGCCACCCGCGGCCGGACGCGAAGCACGACGAGCUGAUCCUCGCCGUGCCGCGGGCCUCCCCGGGACGCCACGUGGCGGCCAAGGAGCGGAAGGCCGGGCGGGUGCCGGCCAUCGUGUUCGAGCAGGAGAACGGCCAGGAGGGGGGCAACAAGCGCCUCGUCUCCGUCCAGUCGAAGCAGAUCCGCAAGCUCGUCGACCACCUCGGCCGGUCCUUCUUCCUCUCCCGCCUCUUCCGCCUCCAGGUCUGGUCCGAGCACGCCGGGCAGGGGGUGCUCAUCGAGAGCGUCCGCGUCCUGCCGCGUAAGGUACACUUACAUGCAGGCACUGAUGAGCCUCUGAAUGUGACAUUCAUGAGAGCCCCUUCGUCGGCACUGCUCAAAAUUGAUGUUCCUUUGAUGUUCAUUGGGGACGAUGCGUCACCUGGUCUUAGGAAAGGAGCCUACUUCAAUACCAUAAAACGAACUGUGAAGUAUCUCUGCCCUGCUGACAUAGUGCCACCCUACAUUGAGGUGGAUUUAAGCGAGUUGGACGUGGGCCAAAAACUGUUGAUGCGUGAUCUAAAAGUCCAUCCAGCUCUGAAGUUACUUCAGUCACCAGAACAACCCAUCUGUAGUAUUAUAGGGUCAAGAGCACCUGAACAGAAGAAGUCAAAAUAACUUUGUUCGAUGUAUUAACUGUUUUCACAUAAUAAGAUCCUCGUUUUACAUUCAUGCUUGGGUUAUUUGAGUCUUUAUUGUCCUCCAAGAGUGAAUACUAGGAUGAUUUGUAGCCUAGAGACCACUAUUUUGCCUGAGGAAUGAAUUGGAAGCCAGAUGCUGCAACUACA